GAUGACGUCAUGGGAGCUCGUGAACGGCGGUGCCGGCUGCGGGGAAAGAUAGGAAGCGGAAGAGAAUGUCAGUGGCUGCUUACUGCAUAUUUUGCUGUAGACAAAUAGGAACUUCUGGUCCAGCCACCAAAAAACAGCCAUCGUGGAAUGAUAUAAGAAAAAUUGCAAAAGUAACUGGAUCACUUAUACUAGGAGGUUUUGUAUUCAUUACAUAUGAAGUUUUGUCCUUAAAGAAGUUGCUGCAAAUUGAUACUCAAGCUAUACAUCAAGAAAAGCUUAAAUCCCAUGUGUAUGUACGUACAUCUUCUCGAAAUCCAAAUGAAUAUCAAGGGAUUACAUACCAAGCCAGAAAAGAAAUCCAUAGAGCAGUAAGGAAAAUUCUCGAGACAGAAGCUAAAAUUUUCUGGAGACCUUUUAAUGAGCACUUUAGUACAUUUGAUGGAGAAGAUCAUGAAUGUGCUUUAUGGCUCCUCUUAAAAAGGACUCAGUCAGAAGACAAAGAGGUCCGACUGCAGGCUGUGCAAGAGCUGGCAAAGAACACUCACUGGCAUGAUUAUCAGUAUGGUACUGUUGCCCAAACCUGCGAUCAAAGGACUGCUAUAGGUUUGGCUCGAUCCAAAGAUAUCGACCUUCGCUUUUUCCUGCCUCCACCAUCACUGCCAAAAAUGAAAAAUGAUUAUCUCAUAGAAGAUGAGCUUCGCUUGCUCUUAGUUUCUUUACCUCAGUCUGGCCUUGAUCCAUGUGUCCAGUACUUCACAUCUCUUGCUUUACGUGAAAGUAGUCAGACUCUUGCUGCACAGAGGGGAGGCUUAUGGUGUUUUGGGGGAAACGGACUUCCAUACUGUGAGACUUUGGGUAAAGUUCCUUCAGAGACAGUAGAACUCUUUUGCUUGCAAGCUUUAGUGCAACAUUCUAAGGUUUCAUCUCACUGUGAUAAAAUUGAAGCUCAGGGCGGCCUUCAGCUGCUGCAGAGGAUAUACCAGCUCCGUAAGGAUUCUGCAAAAAUACAGAGAAACAUAAUCCGCAUUAUUGGAAAUAUGGCUUUGGAUGAACGUCUUCAUUCAUCCAUAGUACGUGCAGGUUGGGUUUCUGUACUUGCUGAAGUAAUGAAAUCCCCGCAUGUCAUUCAGUCUUCUCAUGCGUCCAGAGCUUUGGCUAACCUAGACAGGGACACAGUGCAAGAAAAGUAUCCAGAUGGUGUUUAUGUCUUACAUCCACAGUAUCGUAGCAGUCAGCCCAUCAGAGCAGACAUCCUUUUUGUUCAUGGUCUUCUGGGAGCAGCGUUUAAAACCUGGAGACAGCAAGACAUUGACCAACCUGUGGAUAAAAAGGCUUCAGAAGUGCAGGAGGAAUACAGCCAGUGCUGGCCAAAGACAUGGCUGGCUUCAGAUUGUCCUGCCCUUAGAAUCAUAUCUGUGGAAUACGACACCCGUUUGAGUGACUGGAAAGCAAAAUGUCCUGUUGAGCCUCACAGGACAUCUAUUGCUUACAGGAGCAACGAGCUUCUGGAGAAGCUCAGAGCUGCUGGGAUUGGAGAGAGACCCGUGGUGUGGGUGUCACACAGCAUGGGCGGUCUUCUAGUGAAAAAGAUGCUGGUGGAUGCUUCCAAGAAUCCAGAAAUGGGUAAAAUUGUAAACAACACGAGAGGAAUCAUAUUUUAUAGUGUACCUCACCAUGGCUCCCAGCUGGCUGAAUAUUCCAUAAAUGCCAGAUACCUUCUCUUUCCUUCUGUGGAAGUUAAAGAACUCAGCAAGGAUUCUCCUGCCCUUAAGGUGCUGAAUGAUGACUUCCUGUCUGUUGCCAAAGAUAAGAAAUUUCCAGUGCUGAGUUUUGCAGAAACCUUGCCAACGCAUAUAGGCAGCAUGUUGAAACUGCAUGUUGUACCUCUGGAGUCAGCAAAGUUAGGUAUUGGAGAACUUAUUCCAGUGGAUGUAAAUCAUCUUAAUAUUUGUAAGCCAAAGAAGAAGGAUGCUUUCCUGUACCAGCGUACACUGAAGUUCAUUCAGGAUGUUUUAGCCACUGACCUUGGGGAAUGAGGUUUCUGCCAUCCUUGUCUACUUCUAUGUAGUGUAACACAGUCAAGCAGUUUGUUGAACCCUUCUGACAGUGCACCACUGUCUUCAUCAUCACUGAAUGUCACCCAGUGACUGGGGAGUUUCAAGUUUUCUGGACUGUGUGCUGCAGAAACUGCUGACGGCACCUGGCUGGAAAGAUGGCAGGAAGAAUCUGUGUCCAAGUCCAAGAGAUUAGUGUUCUUUGCAAGGGAGCUGCUAUCCGAGAGCAGCGGAGGCUGGCCUUCUGCUACAGUAAUCAAUUCUGUACUGGGUGCCAGCUGUGGGACUGUGUUAUUUCCUUGGCUGGCAGCGAGUGUAGGAACUGAGAGGGCAGAGCACAUGGAGGCAACCUGAAGGACAGAGUCCUGAGGCUGGGGGCAGCCAGGAUUGUUGUUGUUGGAGUUGAACAUUAACUCUCUAAGAAGUGAGUUGUCGCUGCUCUGGAGAACUUGCAGAUGAAGAGCUGCAGGAGCUGACUUUUUUCUUCGUGGUGGCACCUUUGGGAUGAAGGAAGCGUUCUGGGGAGGCGGUGCGUUGGCCUCAGCUGUGCUUGGGGAGUUGGGCUGCUUGUCACUGCUCCCCCUGCUCUCCUGAGGCUUCCCAGGUUGUGAUGUUCUAGGCUUAGGGACUGGAGUAAUCUUGGUCGGACUGAGAAUAGCUGCAUCUUCUAGACAGGGCUCUGGCAAGCCAAAGGGAUUCUGUAUUGUCUGCUGGUCAAAUCGCUCUUCUCUAGAUGUGGCCUGAGAGGGUGAAAAGGAGUAAUAAAUUUGAGAACAAACAUGGUACCUUAAACUCUGAGUCGCUUCCAGUGCAAGUUUUACUGAUGGCAUUGCUGAGAAAAGCUGACAGUACUGAAAAAAACAAGCAGUACAGAGAGGCGGCUUGACAGCACCAUUUGAAACUGUGCUUGUUUGAUUCUUCCUCAAGCAUUAUGCCUUGGACCAGUGUCCAAG
Messenger RNA from Lagopus leucura (white-tailed ptarmigan), 3007 nucleotides. It is a transcript of the gene SERAC1, whose product is annotated as serine active site containing 1. The record is from RefSeq and is a predicted model, not a curated record. The transcript is spliced from 18 exons. NCBI's taxonomy places the organism in Eukaryota, Metazoa, Chordata, Aves, Galliformes, Phasianidae. The coding region runs from base 66 to 2036 and encodes 656 amino acids.